This is a messenger RNA of Darwinula stevensoni, 732 nucleotides long. Lineage: Eukaryota; Metazoa; Arthropoda; Ostracoda; Podocopida; Darwinulidae. The record is from the annotation of a GenBank genome assembly.
AUGUUACAAUUUGAAUUAGAAGAUGCAGGAUGUACCAGUGCAGCCACACUCCAGCAGGACUGGGAGUGCACAGCUGUGCCAGUUAUAGCCAUUCUGCUCAAAAGGUACUUCUACGUGACUCUGCUGCGAGAACCAGUUUCAAGAUACCUCUCUGAGUUCAAACAUGUCCAGCGAGGUGCAACAUGGAAAGCAUCACGACAUUGGUGUGCUGGGCAUGAAGCCACUUCAGCGGAACUCCCACCCUGCUAUGAAGGGGAAGACUGGUCUGAUGUCCCUCUGGAGGAAUUUCUUUCCUGUCCUUACAACCUCGCCAACAACCGUCAGACCCGCAUGUUGGCUGACUUGAGUCUUGUUGGGUGUUAUAAUCUGUCCCGCAUGCCUGCACCGCAGCGGGAUGCCAUGAUGCUGGCCAGUGCCAAGCAGAAUCUGGAACACAUGGCCUCUUUUGGCAUCACUGCCACCCAGAAAAAGAACCAAUACAUCUUUGAAGAGACAUUUAACUUAAGGUUUGAUGUCCCAUUUGAGCAGUAUGAAAAGAAUUCAACAUACUCUGGGAUGACAGAACACCAGCUUGAUGAUGAGAUUCUGAACUCCAUUCGCUGCAUCAACCACCUUGAUGUGGAACUCUACAAGUUUGCAGCACAGCUCCUGGAGCAGCGAUUCCGUGUUCUAAGCACACAUGAUGCUCAAUUUGAGGAACAUUUCAAUAGCCUUGGCUCUCCCUUGCUCUGA